AUGGCCUUCCAAACGAAGGCGGUGUGCAUAGUCUUUAUUAUAUCAUUCCUAGUUAACGUUAAUGGAUAUGAGAAAACUUUAAGGAAAAUCGUUCGCAGCCAAUCCAAAAUGGUCCAAACUCCAUUCAGCGAGAACCGUCAGAGUAUUUGGAAAAACAACUCUCAAAAGCAAGCUAUAUUAUUCCCGGAUUUCACCGACAUGAGAAACGUGGUACAUAAAGUGCCUCGGCCGCAAUUGACAACCAUUCUGACCUCCAAAGAAUCGAGUCGAGGGAAACAGCCAUUAAAGAUAAAAGACAAUAAUGAACUCAGGUUGACCAGGACUAUUAUUCAAAAUUCAAGUAUUCCAGAAAUUUGGAACGGUUCAACUAUAUUUGACGCGACCAUGACAAAAAUAAACGAUUCCUCUGAAGAGAUGUCGCAGUCUUUCAGCGAUUCCCUGCCCCCAGCGCAACAGUACUUCCCACACCUUUUUGACCGUCCCAUGUCUUUUGGUCAAGGAAACAUGAGCAAAGAACAGUCAAUAAUAAUACCGGCAGACCCGAGCAAUAUUCCUCACAAUACGAGUCAAAUAAAAAACAUUAUCGCGUCAUAUCCCAAUUUUCAACCAGUAGCGUCUGUGCCGCCUCAGAAAACAAAUACGGACCAGGAUAGUCACCAAGAUUUGAGAGAAAAGGCGGAUUUUUUCAUAGAAGAAAUGUCGGCUGAUAGGUCGUCUAUAUACAGUUACAACAUUUCUGACCUGUCCCAAACUUGUACCAAACUAACUGAAGGUAAAGCUGAUAUUGAUUUGCAGGAGACAUUUAUGUCUAUGGACAUUGAACCUAAUUGGACACCCAGGAAACAUUUUUGGAACAGCAUAUUUGAUAGUCGAUACGAGUCUCUGAUGAGGAGUCCCAAAUGGCCGCCACUGAGGGUAAUCCUAGUACCUCGCACUCAUGUAGAUUCCAUUUGGAAGCGGACUUUCGAAGAUUACCACAAUGAGACGGUCAGUAGGAUUUUAAGCAACGUGGUCAAGAAACUCAACUUCUACCCCAACUUUACCUUCACGUGGAACGAGGUUUCUCAUUUAAGUCAUUGGUGGAAAAGUGCACCUCACAGGAGUCGAGUGGCGUUCCGGAGACUGCUGAAGUCAGGUCGACUUGAAAUCACCACCGGCGGAUGGGUGGAAACUGAUGAGGCGACUACUAACAUUUUCGGAUUAACACAUCUGUUCAUAGAAGGUCAUCAGUGGUUAAAAAAUCAUUUAAAUUACUCUCCAAAGGUGGCAUGGCUUACAAACAGCGUCACCCACAGCCCAACAAUGGCCUACUUACUUUCAAUAUGCGACAUCACAAAACUAGUGAUCACAAAUGUGCAUUUCUCCUGGGAACAAUAUCUUUCUGAAUACCAGUUCAGCGAUUUCGUGUGGCUACAGGAAUGGGAUCACGAUCGAACUGGUUCAACUGAUCUCAACGAAAAAUUCAAGCAAAUUGGCAGCGAGCGUUUCCCUAAAAAUUCUGUGCUAACACACUACUUGCAAUUUAAUUCUGCAGGAUUCAGGGCAUGUGGUCCUAACAAGUACGUGUGCAUUAAUGAAUUCAAUUUCGCUAAUACAGAUAAAAACUUAAACAUACAUCCUUACAAUCUCAAAGAAAAAUCGGAGUUACUUCUCGAGCAAUAUUCUAAAACGGGAACUAUUACGCCGCAUAAUGUUGUCAUCGCCCCAAUCGGAGGUCCAUUUCGAUACGAAUCUCAAACUGAAUUUGAUUAUCAAUUCAGCAAUUAUCAGAAAAUCCUCGAAUUUAUAAAUGUUAACAGCGCCAUAUACAAGGCCAGAUUAGACUUCGGAACUCCUAAGGAUUAUUUUAACACUAUUUUACAAAAUUAUCCGAAAAUUCAGUCGUUGAAAGGAGACUUUCUUAAUUUUGCCGACGUAAUAUCAGGUCGGCCAGCUUACUGGACUGGAUAUUUCACAUCACGGCCGUUGCUCAAAAUUCUUAUGAGACGUCUUCAAUCCACUCUACGAUCGACAGAAAUCUUAUUUACUUUCGCAAUGAGUAUUAAUGCUUUUCACGGUUAUAAUACCACCGAUUUAUUCAAUCUCCUAAUAAAAUCUAGGGAAAACCUUGCACGAUUACUAGAUCGCAAUGUAGUGAGCGGCACUUUAAGCGCUAAUGUGCUGCGUUAUGUGAAUAAAUUAAUUGUUUCAACUGUCAAGGACUGCUGGUUCAUCCAAGAGACGGCUGCUAGCUUGAUAACAAGCAAACCAGAUCACGACGCGCCUUAUCUUCAAAAAUAUGUGUACAGAGACGGAGAAUUUGUAUCCGUAUUUAAAACUGUGGCUGCAGGCGAUCAAAUCUACAUAUUUAAUUCAUUGAGUAACGAAAGAACGGAAGUUGUUGAACUCAUAACUAGAAAUCCUAAACUAAGAAUUACAGACCAUACCAAAAAAGACGUGACAGUUCAAAUAAACCCUAUUUGGGAAUAUAUUUCUGAUCAUGCGAUUAAAAUAUCGCGAAGAUUUUAUAAGAUCAUAUUUGUUGUAACAUUACCUCCAAUGACAUUAGCGCUUUACAAAAUUAAGGAAACGUAUGACACAUCACAUAACGCUGCUACGAUUUAUUGCUCAAUGUGUGUUGUUGACACUAUAACAGAUCAUAAUUCACUAUUUGCAUUUAACAUCGAACAAGUUGUUCCUGGUGACAUACAACUUGAAAGUUAUAGGUAUAGACUCGUAAUUGAUGAAAUUACUGGAUUUCUUAAAUAUGUAAAUGAAAAAGAAACAAAUAAGGAGAAACUUGUUGUUAUUGACUACGGAUCAUUUAAAAGCUCUGACCGUAAUGCUGGUAUGUUUUUAUUUAACCCAAACACUACAAAACCUUUGCACGAUAUCUUAUCACCUUACAGACUGGGCACUAAAUCGAAACACAUGAUUAUAAUUGCUGGUUUGAUCACAACCGAAUUGACUACAAUUUACGGGCGAUUACUUCAACAUACACUGAAGUUAUUUAAUCUUAUUAAUGGACCAUUAUCACGGGCGAUAUGGCUAGAAAGCAAAGUGGACUACGAUACUUCUCCGAAAUAUAGGGAUUUGGAAAUGUUUAUGUCUAUACAAACUGACAUUGGUAAUGGGAACAAUCCUGAAAUAUACAUCGACAACAACGGCUUUCAAUACACGCAGCACACAUUAAAUUUAAGCAGACGUGUCGAGUCUAAUGUGUAUCCUGUAACAAGUAUGGUCUUCAUACAAGAUAGCAGAAGUCGGAUGAGUUAUAUAACCGACCACGCGCAGGGAGUAACUGCGUUACAAGAAGGUCAAUUAAUAAUCAUGCUAGACAGAAGGAUCCUUUACAACGACGGGCGUGGGACGAACGAAGGGCUCGCGGAUAGCAGUAGAACUUGCCACCAUCAGCUCUUGUUGCUCGAAAACUUUACAGACCGCAGAAGGAUCAACCAUUUUUCGUACGAAAAUAUUCUUCAUAUGCCGAGCUCCACGGCCAUGAUCUUAGCUAAAUCUCUGAAUUAUCUCAUCGAUGUAUUUAUUGUGGAUAGGAAACAAUCUAGUUUGUCGUAUUUUACAUUUCUGCCACUAAUUAAAGCGCCGUUUCCUUGCGACGUUUCUGUACUUAAUUAUAGGAUGGUGAUAACAAAAGGUCCGUCAUUUUAUCGCACUCCAAAUACUGCGUUGAUGAUAUUGCAUAAGCAACUAGCAUCUUGUGACAUACACAAUGACUUUGUAUGCGGAGGUGAUAAUACAUUUUCGUUGGACAAAAUAUUGCGUAGUAUUCGUGGCGUGUAUCGAACUAAUUUAGUGGGAACUAGUGAGGACUCCCCUAUGCCAGUGUGCAACCAAAUUAAUUUCCCGCCAAUGGAGCUAAUCACGGUUAAGGUAUACUUUUAGCAUUAGUAAACGAAAUGGAAUUAAUUUAAUUUGAAUUGAAGGCAAAACUCAUGUCCACCUAUAAAGGUGUCAUGUCAGAAAUUAUUUUUUGAGGACAUUUUACAGAUAAUUAUACGAUUUCAUAAGAGAAGGUAGGAAUUUUGACGUAGGCUUUAAUCGAAGUUAAUAUAUAUUUUUGUAAAUAACGUUUUGUAAU
Amyelois transitella is the source of this 4078-nucleotide messenger RNA. RefSeq names its product alpha-mannosidase 2-like. Gene Ontology annotation, biological process: mannose metabolic process; N-glycan processing; protein deglycosylation. Bases 1 to 3882 code for a protein of 1293 amino acids. The record is from RefSeq and is a predicted model, not a curated record. Gene Ontology annotation, molecular function: alpha-mannosidase activity; carbohydrate binding. Gene Ontology annotation, cellular component: Golgi membrane. NCBI's taxonomy places the organism in Eukaryota, Metazoa, Arthropoda, Insecta, Lepidoptera, Pyralidae. The transcript is spliced from 6 exons.